Herpailurus yagouaroundi (jaguarundi) is the source of this 991-nucleotide messenger RNA. RefSeq names its product collagen alpha-2(I) chain-like. The transcript has 5 exons. NCBI's taxonomy places the organism in Eukaryota, Metazoa, Chordata, Mammalia, Carnivora, Felidae. Bases 1 to 720 code for a protein of 239 amino acids. The record is from RefSeq and is a predicted model, not a curated record.
AUGCUAGCCGACUCUCCUGAGAACCCCGACCUCCGUGCGUCGGCAGGCGCCCCAGGCGCAGUCCCCCACCCGGGCCACCGACCCCGCUGCGCCACCGCUGCGCCCUGCGGCGCCUCCGGGGGUAGCUCGGGCCCUGCGGCGGCAGACACACCCCGGGGCGCGGCGGGGGUCGGUCUCCUCCGCUCAGCCCCGCGCCGCCCGCGUUCGAGGGCUCUUCCCUCGGCUUCCGGAGACGCGCCGCGGGGAGGGCCUGCCGCGUGCCGGGACACAAGUCUCCGGGGACAGCGGCCCAGGCUGCGCGGCUGCGGUGGCGCAGACGAGGGCCCUGGCCUCGGGGCGGCGGCGGUCGAGGGCAGGCCGGCAAGGGCGCCGGCUCUGAUCAGAGCCCUCUGCAUUCUCGGUGCCCCCUUCUCAAGCCGCAGCACCCCCAAACCGCCGCCGCGGCAACCCCGAAAGCGGGGCGCGGCCUCGCGCGGGUCCUCCCGGCCGCUGGGUGGGACCGGGCGCGCCGCCUUCCCGCCGGGGACGGUCGCCCUCCGGCUCCGCGGGGAGAGACGACGUCCCGGGCGAGCCCUCCCGGCGCCUCACCCGCCCCAGAGGCGCCUUCGUUCGCUUUGUGAGUCCGCCGCGCCGAAGGCCUCACGCCUCCCGCAGACUGAGUUCAGCGACCGCUUCGCCCUCGGCCUGGGUGGGCGCGUUCGGUUCUCCCCGCCGAGCUGAGAUUCUUUAAUGCUUACAGAGAUGUGCUUCUCAUGGUGUUAUCGCAAUUUCUGAGGAGAUAGAUCAGUCCCAAGGAGCAUCAACAGCCCCUGCACAGGCUGAAACUCCAAGACUAGAUCAUGAUAAGUUUCGGCGAGUUCUACACAGCAGCUCAGGACCCCAUUCCUUCGGGAAUUCCUACCUGGUUUGACCCAGAAGGCAGGGGGCGCUGAUGACAUCCUCACAGGUCCAUAUUGACCUCAAAGGAAAAGCCCUCAAAAGGUUUUCCUGG